CCCGCAGCCCCGCGGCCAGGCCGCGCCCAGCCCCGCGGAGACAGCACCAGGAGGCGGCUCCGAGCGCGGCCACAAAGACCCCCGGCGGCGUCUCUCCGCGGACCGGUUCAACUUUAACUCCGUCAUGUCCUUCGGCAGAGACAUGGAGCUGGAGCACUUCGAUGAAAGGGAUAAGGCGCAGAGAUACAGCCGAGGGUCGCGGGUGAACGGGCUGCCCAGCCCCACGCACAGCGCCCACUGCAGCUUCUACCGAACCCGCACGCUGCAGACCCUCAGCUCUGAGAAGAAGGCCAAGAAAGUUCGUUUCUAUCGCAACGGAGAUCGAUACUUCAAAGGGAUUGUGUAUGCCAUCUCCCCAGACCGAUUCCGAUCUUUUGAGGCCCUGCUGGCUGAUUUGACCCGAACUCUGUCGGAUAACGUGAAUUUGCCCCAGGGGGUGAGAACAAUCUACACCAUUGAUGGGCUUAAGAAGAUUUCCAGCCUGGACCAGCUGCUGGAAGGAGAGAGUUAUGUGUGUGGCUCAAUAGAGCCCUUCAAGAAGCUGGAGUACACCAAGAACGUGAACCCCAACUGGUCCGUGAACGUCAAGACCACCUCUGCUUCGCGGGCAGUGUCCUCGCUGGCCACCGCCAAAGGGAGCCCUUCGGAGGUGCGGGAGAAUAAAGAUUUCAUUCGGCCCAAGCUGGUCACCAUCAUCAGAAGUGGAGUGAAGCCGCGGAAAGCUGUCAGGAUUCUGCUGAACAAGAAGACGGCUCACUCCUUUGAACAGGUUCUCACUGACAUCACCGAUGCCAUCAAGCUGGACUCGGGAGUGGUGAAACGCCUCUACACCCUGGAUGGGAAGCAGGUGAUGUGCCUUCAGGACUUUUUUGGUGACGAUGACAUUUUUAUUGCAUGUGGACCGGAGAAGUUCCGUUACCAGGAUGAUUUCUUGCUAGAUGAAAGUGAAUGUCGAGUGGUGAAGUCCACUUCUUACACCAAAAUAGCUUCAUCAUCCCGCAGGAGCACCACCAAGAGCCCCGGACCUUCCCGGCGCAGCAAAUCCCCGGCAUCAACCAGCUCAGUUAAUGGAACCCCUGGUAGUCAGCUCUCUACUCCGCGCUCGGGCAAGUCUCCAAGCCCAUCACCCACCAGCCCUGGAAGCCUGCGGAAGCAGAGGGACCUGUAUCGCCCCCUCUCUUCGGAUGAUUUGGAUUCAGUAGGAGACUCAGUGUAAAAGAGACAAUGGAGCAGUGUAUAUGGUUUGUGGUUGGGUGAAGGUUUCACGUUUCCUAAGCAAAAGCCUAACAGCAAAAUACGCAAAAGAGUUUUGCAUACCUUGAAAUUAUGAAGCCUAAAUCAUAUAAAAGGAAAUAUCCAGGCAUUUUAUAUUAAUCCUUGAAAGAGAUAUUUUUUUAUAUCUCCCACGUUGAUUUGACCGAGGGAGCUUGAACACAGACUGGCUCACGUGGCGAGGUUUUUGUGCCAGGCCUGGCUGUAGAUGAAUUUCAUUUAUGGGCCCGAUCUUAGUUUCAGAACAUGCUAAUGGUGUAGCAAGACAGUCAUAAUUUCUGUAGAUGGGGUUUUCAUUUUGAUCAUAAGUAAACACAUGGAUACAAAUUUUCUGUACAAUUCUGUACAGAUUUUCUGGCUGAGCAGAUUAAAAUGCCACUAGCAGACAUUUUUUCUUAAAGUUAGAGUCUUCUUAAACUUUACAUUGCUGAUUUUAAAGUUCUUUUAUUGCAAAAUAAUCAAAAUAUUCAAGUAGGGUUCUUCUUCUUCCUAGACAAUAUUCAGAGCUACUUGUCAUUUUGUAGGUUAGUAUAGGUGAGGAAAAACACCCAUGUCAAAGACAUAUCUCAUGAAGACUCUCUUGGUAAGCAUAGGAACUUUCCUAAUUUUUGUUGUAAAAAGUAAAUUUUACACUUUAAACUUAUCUUUCAUUGAAAACAGCGUAAGUAUAGCUUAAACAUGAAGACUUUGUUCAAUGGCAUUGCUAUAAAUUAUAUAAUUCCUCUCUCCAACCAUAUAUAUAAUUUUUCAAAUAUGUAAAUGCUGAAGCUAGGAAGCUUUUUUUUUAAAACAUACAGACCUAAAAAAUUGUGUCUGGACUUAUUCCAAAAAACCAAUUGGAAAAGCAAAAUUCUUUUAAAUGGUACUACAUAAAUCAGGUCCCAAAUAUCCAAAUCUCUACUCGGAUAAAUCCUGGAUCUUACUGGUAUUUUGGAAAUUUUCAUAUGCAAAACUCCUUUGUGUUGAACUAUGUUAGUCUAUGAUUAUAACCUGUUGUUAAACAUUAACCUACUAAUUCUGCUUUCCUAGUCCUCUGUUUAAAAAUUAUAGUCAGCUUUGCUUAAACAUAAAACAAUUAUUUUUAAUCUGAAUGUUAAGAACUAAUUUAAUGUGUAUGGUCUAUUGUAUUUAAGCCAUACCCUAGUGAUCAUUUAGUUUUACUAGUUCAAACACUAACAAUUUAAGACUUGUGUAGCAUGGUUUUGAUAUUUUACAGGCUUGACAUAUCUCAGUAGGUGAUAAAUUAAAAAUGUAUGAUGCCACUUGGAGGCUUUUACUUGGGGUUCUUUUUUCAAAUUUUACUUGAAGAUUGAAUUUAAAAACAAAAUGUUUGAUUCAAAAUGGAGAGAAUUUCAGUUGUCACAUACUGUUUUAAAUGUUAUCCAUUUAUCUCCUUGAUAAAUUGCUCAACUAUCAAAUUUUACCAUCUGGUUUAUAGUUACAUAUGUUACUAUCUCACUUUCCAAGUGAAUAAAAUAUUCCAACCAUAAGAAGGAGACGAAAAAAAACAGUACAGGCAACCUAACAGCAUUUGAAAACUUAGCCUUAUAAAAAUUAGUGCCUCAUUAUCCUGUCUGUUGCAGAGAAAGACACUUCUCUGGCAGGUUAUUUGAGAACUGCAAACUGAACCAUUCCAUCUUGAAAGAACAGUUCAUAAUACCUGUUCCAGACUUCAGAUUUUAAAACUGUUUCCAAUAGAAAUGAACAGAGACUCCUGCUGAGAUCAAAAGGCUGCUUUGUUUUAGCUGAAACAGUAAACAUCUGUGAGGUUGCCUAUGCUGGUGUCUGUUCUAGUUAUGUCUUUGUAAGAUGCAUUACUUAAUACAGUUGAGUCCAUAAAAGAUUAGUAUGUAUUUGACUGAACUGUCAAAAAUGCAAAGAAAGCAGUGGAACAGUUAACCUAAAUCUGGUGGGGUCAGAUGGUCCAGAACAAAAAAUAAAUUCCGAUAAUUUUAACUUCCCUGAACUGUCAGUCUUAUGGACAACUACUGCUUAGAAAGGUCCAAUAAACGCUAUUUGUUCUGGGUAAGUGGCAGAUAUUGCCAAUUGAUAUGAAGCCCAGGGCUUUGUUUAGACAUGGCAAAAAGAAACUGGACUUGUACUAAUUGCCGAUAGAUAUCAUGGCCAACUUGCCAUUCAAGCAGUUCCGAGGGAAAUGCUAUUCCACAGCAUUUAAUCUUUUGAACAUAUGACUUUUAUUAAACGACUGUUCAGGGGCAAUAUAUAUCAUUUACUUUUGAAACUAAAAUCCCUCAGAGAUUGAAACAGCACACCAUUUAUAGACUUUGAGAUCUCUUCCUGCGCAGAGCAUAAUUCCAUUACACUAAAGCAGAAAUUAAAAAAAAAAAAUCCUUAGCAACAAACCAGAAGUUUUCAGUUUAUUGGUGGAACUGAAUUGAUGAUUUAUAGGCACUUAAGAUUUACUUACUUAUAGAAUUCUUUAAAAAAAAAAUGAGACACCGAAUUUUUAAAUUGUUCUACUGGGCAGAAGAGACCUCCAGCAAAAGCAAUGCAUUGUUGUCCUCAUGGUCGACCUUAAAUGUUCUGUGAAGACAUUGCACUCUAGGAAAAAUUUGAUCAUUGGCGCUUACAUUUUCACUGAUACAAUAAACAUAUCCCUGCUUUCAGCAUUUUAGAAAUGCAAAACCUAAUUAUAUAUCAAGUAUAAACUUCAGUGUGAACUCAAAAGACUGGUUCUGAAAGCCACGUGAUUUCUUUCUUCUUUGUCUUGCUUAAUUACGUGGGGUGGGGCAGGAGUUCCCAAAGUUUUCAUACUGUCAUAGACUUUUGAGAUGUGGCAGGUCCACACCCAUUGACACACAUCCCUGUGUUCGUAUAUUGGCUCGUCUAAACGUUAAAAAAAAUCAAAUACUAUCUUCUAAAAACAUUUUGAACCAGAAUUCAUGUGCCACAUGUGUUCCCUGUGUUAACCAGCAGGGGUAUUUUGGUUGCAUCCACUGCAGAUCUGUACAUGAUUUUUUUUUUUCAUUUAAAAAUAAUGAAAUCUGAAAGCCACAUUUCUUAAUACAAAUGAAUGAAUAUAUAGAAUAAUAUCCCUAAAAUAUAAUUCCAUAUAUUUUAGCUAUUGGACUACUAAAUUUUUCAUAUGUGGCCAUAUAUCUACCCAGGUGUGUAGGUGUUUAUGUAAAUUUGCAGGGCUCAGUGUGUAUAUGGGUGUGCUUAUGUAAGUAUUUGUGUAUGUUUAUAGACCGUAAAUAGUAGAGUAUGGUAUUUGUGACACAGCCUUAUAAGUUACUGGCUCUUGUGGAAUUGUAUGUAAAACCUUUCAUGUCAUAAAUCAUUACCCAUGACAUAUUAAUUGAGGCAUAUUUAUUUAACUUCAAAAGUAGUUUGCAAAAAAAAAAAAAGUUUGCUAAACUAGUAUGGCAAAACGGUUCGAAAUAAUAGGCAGAUGUACUGAUUUAUUUUAAACAAUUUGGAAUCCAGUUAAACAAAAAUUUCAAAUUCAGAUAAAUCCAAUAUUGUGUUAACUAUUAAAUAUAAGCAUACGUUAAUGCUUAUAUUGUUAUGUCCUGAUAUUCUAUUAUUAAAAUGAUUAUAUACUAUCACUGAUGUUUCUCUAAUGUGUAUGACAUGUGGUGAUAGUCAGUAUUCACUAAAAAAAGGAAGUAUUGAUUUAUAGGGUCGUGAGUAGGUGAGUAAUUAUAUUGAAACAUAAAUCGAAGAGAAUCCAAACUGUGUUUGUUUUUAAGUAAAUUGAAUUGCAAAGCCAGAUGAACUGUAAGGCAGUUUUGUAUGUUCUUUCAAAACACGAUUCUAAAGUAUUGAUGUAUUUUAAGUAGUAACCCUACUAUACUUUCUGUAUGUGUGUAACAAAUAUACACACUCCUGAAAAUGUUAAUUGAAUGAAUAUAUUGGGAAUGAACUUUUUGGCCAACCCAAUACUAUAUAUACAUACAUUUCCUAUUUAUGCGUAUUUGCAUUAGCCUGGCUAGCAUCUCUAACUGUGCAUGUCAGUGACAAUGAUAUCCCACAGAAUUAUAGUGUGAAAAUUAGAGAUAUAUUGAAUUCGAAAUACCAAUUGCCUGAUGCAGUUUGUUAUACUGUCAGCUGAAAAAUAUUUGUAACUUUGUGCCUGUAAUGCAUGUGGAAAAGAUAGGAAAUCUGAGGCCCUAGCUGUAAUUUUUCAGGGUGCAUGAUAUAUAGUGUCUUUAAAAUGUGGUUCAUUUUAGUAAAGACGAUGGAUAAAUUCCAAGAUAGUAUAAAUGAUGCAUGUAAUACAUGGGUGUUUGUUUUAUAUAUGGCCACAAAAUGGUUUUGAAGCCAGGGUAGUAGGUAUCUGAAAGGUCAUAGGCAAAGAACUAUGAAAGUUAAUUUUCUUGUGAUGUGUUUCUUUGAGUUUAUAUUCAUCAACAAGCAAGGAAUUGGGUUUAUUUGUUCUAAGGACAUUUUACUUUGAAAUACACUAUGAAUGUUGUAAAUUUGGAUAAAAUUUUUGUAGAGAGGUUGACAUACUUCCUGCUUACAGUUUGAGUUGCUCGGAUGUGUAUUUUCUUAAAAAAAGCAUUUGGUGUUAAAAUGUUUUAAACAGCAACAUGUUUUUAAAAUCCAUCAGGUGAGGCCAUCAGCAGAGUUUUACAGGGAGAAAUGAUGAAAUGUUUCAUUGACCUACCCAAUUUUGAAAGUUCCAUCACUUUGUACUGUGGCUUCACUGUAAAAUGUUGUACCUUGUGUUUCACACUGGACCAUGUUAUUCCCCUCAAAGUUAAUGUUGUGACACUUAACCACCUUAAAAAUAACUAUAAUAAACAGGAAA
Physeter macrocephalus (sperm whale) is the source of this 6049-nucleotide messenger RNA. RefSeq names its product doublecortin like kinase 1 (gene DCLK1). The coding region runs from base 125 to 1216 and encodes 363 amino acids. Gene Ontology annotation, molecular function: protein kinase activity; microtubule binding; ATP binding. The record is from RefSeq and is a predicted model, not a curated record. Lineage: Eukaryota; Metazoa; Chordata; Mammalia; Artiodactyla; Physeteridae. Gene Ontology annotation, biological process: retina development in camera-type eye; protein phosphorylation; intracellular signal transduction. The transcript is spliced from 7 exons. Gene Ontology annotation, cellular component: microtubule; neuron projection; microtubule organizing center.